Messenger RNA from Psylliodes chrysocephalus, 6870 nucleotides. Lineage: Eukaryota; Metazoa; Arthropoda; Insecta; Coleoptera; Chrysomelidae. The record is from the annotation of a GenBank genome assembly.
UUUAUUGCCAUUUUUCAAAGCAAGUCGUUAGAAUUUUAUAGCUAUUUGAAGUAAAAUAUUUUGCGUACAUAUUUUCAUUUAAAAAAUGUUCUUAUUGCCAGAGGAAGUGUUAAAUAAUUUACUAUGUUCGGUUUGUUUCAAGUAUUUAUCCGUUAAACCGGUCAAAGUCUACAUAAAUCGAAGUAUUAAGUGUGGCCGAUGUUCCGACGACAAAGAUGAUGGAAUCGUAUCAAUGUACGAAACUAUUGCAGAAAAUAAACUUUUUCCUUGUGUUAAUAGAUAUGAAGGAUGCACGCAACUUUUAGCUUUUUCCGGUGUCUCAGCUCACGAAAAGGAAUGUGUUUCAAAUUAUUAUGCUUGUCCAAUAUGCUCAGUAGAGUUUACUUCAUUUCUCUUGGUUCAACAUUAUAAAAGGGAUCAUUCUAGUGCAAUUCUAGAGAAACCAGAAAUAGUCUUCGCCAAAGAAAAAGAAUGUGAAAAUUAUUAUAUGUACAUAGAAAAUAAUUUUGUUUACAUUUUAUACAUCAGAUGUAAUAUAGCAGAUCAGUGUUUUUAUCUCAAUGCUGCAUGUCUAGGUUCUCCUGCAAGAGUGGAGAAAAUCGAACAAUGUGUCAAGUGUUACUUGGGUGAUGUGAAAGAUUGCGGUAAAUUAUUUUUACAAACGAAAAAACAAAACUGCACGCUCGUUGAGAAUAAUUCGGAAUCUUUUAAAAUUCCUUUUCCUAAAAAUACGAAUUCGGUCACAAUGUGUUUUUAUUUUGACAAUUCUGCCGAUUGUUAUUUUAAUUAUAUAAAUAAAACAAUCAGUUCUACAACAAGUACAAGUGAAACUGUUGGUUUGCUGGAUAAUGAACCUAUAUUAAGUUCGGAAUAUCAAAAAGAGCAUAUUGGUAAUUUUUUAAUUUUUUCUUGUACAAAAAUUUAUAUAAAAAGAAAAGAAAUUGCUUUUUGUAACAUUUCUACUUCUAAACUGAAAGUAACCACCAAAGAUAUUAUGGUGUUACCGAAAAUUUGUCACUUUUGUGAAAAUAUUUUUCCAAUUUCUAAUUCCAUUACAUUAUAUAAGUCUCCAAAAAACAAGUUCUUUUGCCACAUUUGUUAUGCCUUGAACCCAACAAAAUUAAAUCAUGCCGAUUUGGAGGCGUCAAUGUUUAAUUCACUAUGUUUUUACUGUAAAUGGAACUGUGGUAGUUUUUUUCAUGCUACAGAUUUAAGAAACCACGAAUAUAGUUGCAAAGAAAAUAUUCAGGAUCCACAUUCAUCCACAUUAACAUCAAAAUAUUUAAAUGUUUACUCAAAUAAUAGAAACACUUAUUCUAUUUCAAGAACGAAUGUAUUUUCCUUUAAAGAACACGAUUUUAAAAAUGGAGAAAAAAUAUUUGUAAUCAUUCAAGAUUAUUUUAAAUUUGUAUUACAUUCUAGUUAUGGGGAUGGCGUAUAUCAAUUUUGGGUAACUCAUGAUUACCCCAAAGAUACAUAUUAUGUUUUGUUUAAAGUUAUUUCUAAUUGUUCUAAUAAUAUUUCCUUUUUUUUUGAGAAAUGUUUGAUUAAAAAUAGUAACUCAUAUUUUGCUGUUGUAUUGAAGAAAAAAAAUGUCAGUUUAACAGUUUAUAAUUAUUUCGCUGAUUGAGUUUAUUUAUAUUUCUUUUGUAAAAAAAUGUUUAGGGUACAACAAACAUUGUUAUUUUUGUAGUUAUGUCUGACACGAUACUGAUAAGUUGAUAACUUAUUUAUACUUUUUUUAAAACUUGUUUAUUUUCUAAUAGAUUUCAUAUGGUACUCCCCAAUUUUUACUUCAUAAAAGUUUUGAUUUAUUAUAUUAACGUUGAAGAUACGAGCCCCUUCCCAUUUCAGUUGGCCCACCUAUUAAUAUUUUCAUUAUAUAACGACAAUAAGAAAGUAUUAAAGAUUACAUGCUUUUUUAAAUCAUAAAUUAAUUAACAAUGCAUUAAUUUAGAAUUUAGAACUAGAAAACAUCAAUUUUUUAUUUAUUUUUAAAUUUAUUAACACAUGGAGCAUUAUUGCAUUAUAGCCCAAGAGCCCACUGCAAGUUUUUACCGUCAUCUGAUAACGUAAUGAAAUAUGCCGUAAAAGCAUGGAAAAAUAGUGUACUUUACCAAAUGGCACCUGUGCCAAUCCCAAUCCUGAGCACAGUGGCUUUAAAAAAAAUUUUAUAUUAAAAAAAUCACAUAAGGAAUGACCGCGCUAAUUUUGUUUGCCCUUAAAGUUUUCCAGAAAAUAACAUUCAAAUAAUAAUAAUAGCCGUCCCUUUCCCCGGACAAGCUCAGCUUUUGGGGUUAAAAUUCACUCGUAAGGGGGUGAAUUAGGGAGAGUAUUAUUAUUAUUAUUAUUAUUAUUAUUAUUAUAUCGUUAAAGGGAAACAUUUUCUUCCUCUCAACAUCGCACAAAAACAUCUAUCCACGAUUAGUAGGUAAAAAUCAUUAAAAAUAUGAAUCAAUUUUUGCUGAUUUAAAAAUUUAUUUGUAUGCCUAUUGUUGUGAUUCAUUUUUACAGGUUGCCAUAGAAACGACAAAAAACUAUUAUGAUUAUGGUUUAAAAUAAUUGUCUAACAAGAGUUUAUAAUUAUUAUUGACUAUCUCUGCAAAUGGUUUAUACAAUGCCAUCCUUCUUCCUUUCACACAUAAACAUGGUUUAAAAGGUAGGUAAAACUAUUAAUAAUUUAGGUUUAAAAGCUAGGUACACAAUGAAUUAAGAUUGUAAUUUUCAGGGAAAAUACAAUUGUCGCUGUCAUGUGUUAUGUGAUUUAUUGAAUAUAAAAUAAUUUUUUUAACCACUUUGCUCAGGAUAGGGAUUGGCACAGGUGCAAUUUGGUAAAGUACAAUGUUGUUACAUGCCUUUGGAGCAUAUUUCAUUUCGUUAUCAGAUGACGGUCGAAAUUUGCAGUGGGCUCUCAUACUAUUAUUUCAACUUGAAUUCAAUGCGUUAGAAAAUAAACCAAAAUCGAAGGUAGCUUUGAAAAAAUAACAAAAAAUAAUGCAAAUAACUGUCACAAGACAAUUUAACCCACAUACUUUGAUUACUAUACGGGGCAAGAGAGAGGUCCGACACGCCCAACAUAGGGCGCGGCCAUUUUGAACCCUAUGACACAGUUUAUAGCUAAAGAAUCAGAUCGCUCACUCUGCGUCGGCACUUUUUAUCUCAAUGUUCCAGUUUAUACACUGCGCAACUCGGAUAAUACAAUAUAUGACAACCGCCUAUAAUACAAGUAUUACAAAUUAAAAAUUUAAAAAAACCGACUUCAAAAACGUGCGGAUGCCACAUCUUAAUCAAAUUUAUAUGGGACCACCCCUGAGGUACCCCCUUACUAACAAAAAAAGAAUCGUAUAAAUCGGACAAGGUGGUAAAGCAUUAUCGCUAAACAUACAUAAAAAAUAAAGAGUUUGAAGAUUUUCUCAUGGAUCCAAUUAUUAGAUUUUGACAAAAUUUAUAUGGGACCACCCCUAUAGUAGCCCCUUUCUAACAAAAAAAGAAUUAUUGAAAUCGGACACCGUGUUAAAAAAAUAUCGCUGAACAUACAUAAAAAAUGAAGAGUUUGAGAAUUUUCUCAUGGACCCAAUUAUUAGAUUUUGACUAAAUUUAUAUGGGACCACCCCUGAACUACCCCCUUUCUAACAAAAAAAGAAUCAUUGAAAUCGGACACCGUGUUAAAGAAUAAUCGCUGAACAUACAUAAAAAAAAAAAUAUCGCGACGAAUUGAUAACCUCCUCCUUUUUUGAAGUCGGUUAAAAACAGCAGUCUUCUGCGUAUCCUGAAUUUGUAUCCCUGGAGUGGAUGUUAUUUUGGAACUUUCAACUGGUCCGAGUGAGCUAACUGAUUCUUUAGCAAUAAACUGUGACUCCAAAAAUAAUAUUCACUGACACUGACAGCAGCAAGCAAAAUAUCAGGUGCGUUUUAAUCAUCCGCUUCUGUUUCCGGAAUUGUCGAUUCAGUCGUUCUAACCAGUCAGAUUAAAACAAGAAAACCGACAAUUCCGAAGCAGAAGCGGAUGAUUAAAACGCACCUUUAAAAAUAUUGCGCCAAGAUGUAGGCAACACGUAAUAAGGGUUCAAAAUGGCGGAGUUUUCUAUCUCCUUUUAAAAGGCACUCAGAAAGCUGCGCAGUGCGACCAUUCUCCGUAUAGUAAAAGAAAAUCAAAGUAUGUGAUUUAACCUCUUUUAAGCUAAUUCUCAGAGAUAAGGGAGAUAAAGAUAGGAAACGCCCAUAAGAAGCCAAUGCUAAACAACGACCAGCUUUAUCGCAGUUAACAUCUGACCCACUAUGUGGCGCUUUCAUCGAUAUCAAACAACACAGCGGGAAAUUCAAAAACCUGAUAAUAAAGGUUGCAUAAAUAUCGAUUGCACUCUCAUGUUCUUGUAAAUAAACUUAAACAAUGUAAUUACAUUAAAUUAUUUAUUAAAAAGAAUGCUACACUUACAGUCUAUUAUCGAUUAAUUAUUGUAAAUCUAUAUUCAUGACAAAUAUUUUUAAAUUUUUGAUUGUUAUUUGUAACACUGCAUUUUUGUUCUUAUUUUGGUAUCUUAUUUAUAAAGGUUGAGUGCAAAUUCAAUAAUGGGAAUUCAGAUAUUUUUCUUCCUAUAUCAAAUCUUUCUAACGUUAUCAAGCCACAUUGGGGUUGUUAAAUUUGUUCAUGUGGCAUGUGUUACUAAUGCAAUACGUUCUCCGACUUAUUGUAAUAUUACAAAAUAUAAUUACUGUCCUUAAAGUUCACAUAAAAACAGCCACAACUAUUUCGCUUAGUUCAUCUAGAGGAUAACACAAUCAUGAACUCAAAAUUUUAAAUUUAAAUUCAGGAUUCUUCGAUAUACAUAAAACUGACAUUUAUUUUUACAAAAUGUCCACUGUUGUCCACGUCUAUUGUCUGUCUCAGUGUUGCCAACCGUACGAUUUAAAUCGUAUUUACGAUUUUUUAACUCUAUGUACUGUCUCUGUACAAUGGCGAUGUACGAUUGCAUCAGUGAGAUCGUAUGUAAAAAUACGAUCUUCACUUUUUUAGUAGGUUUAUUUAAAUAUCUGUAACAACUUCAGAACAUAAAACAAUAAAAAUCAAAAUUUACUUGCAAAGAUUCAUAGGCCGUUCGUAAUUUCUUAUCGAGAUUUUGACCAUGGUAAUUUUGUACACCGACUAUCACGGCAUAAGAAAAGCUUGCAUUCAAAAUUUUAAUCAGUUUCAAGUGAUUGUCAUUGAUUACUUAUGUUAAUUUAAAGUUUCAUGUAUUUUCUUUAGUUUUUUUUUGCGUUGUAAACAUAAAUAAAUUAUUAUGCUAGUUUUUUUUUUAUUUUUUCAUUCCAUUUAAAUUAUAUUAUGCUAUGCAUGUAUUUAAUGUACAAUUUUUUUGUCGAAAUACUAUUUUUCUACUCGUACGAUCUCUCAAAAAAAAUAUUUGACAACACUGGUCUCUCUACAAAUGACGUAGAUCUGUAGUUAACAUCUGAUAUGCUAGAUGGCGCCAUCGUUGCUGGGGUCGUUACAUUUCCAAUCUUUAUGUCCCUAAUCUCUGCUAAUUCUGUCUAAUAAAAUGGGUAGAGGAAAAAUCAUUGACGAAAAAAUACGUUUUCUUGUUAUAAAACAUUGCAAUUCUAGAAAAUCGAACUCGGAAAUUGCAAAUAUAUUAGAUUUAUCACGAUAUAGUGUAAGAAAUAUAGUUAGAAGAUACAAAACUACUGGUUCAAUCAGCCCAAAGCCCCGUCAUGUUAGAAAAAGCAAGAUUACAAAUGCCGAUAGACGAGCAUUGAGAAGAAUUAUUGAAACUAACCGUCGUGCUAAUUACCUUGAAUUAGGUGCUCAGUGGAGUGAUGCUGUUGGAAGACGAAUUUCGAGAUCUUCAUGUCAUAGAGAAGCUCGCAAAUUGGGAUUUGGGACCUACAAAGUUAAAGAAAAACCACUACUAACUGUGAAACAGAAAAAAAUCGAUUAAGAUGGUCAAAAGAACAUAUGAGUUGGACUUCUCAUCAAUGGGAUGCAAUACAAUGGAGUGACGAGACCCGAUUCGAAGUUUGUGUUGGAGAUAGCAGAAGUCGAGUUAUUCGCAAAAAACAUGAAGCGUUCUAUCCAGACUGUCUCAAAAGAAAAGUAAAAUUUCCCGCAUCGGUCAUGGUCUGGGGCAGCAUGUCAUCUAAAGGAAUAGGGAAAUUGCAUUUUAUUGAAGGAAUUGUAAAUACAAAUAAAAAUUUGGACAUUUUGGAGGAAUCACUUUUACCGACUAUGGAAUUAUAUUUGACAUCAGGGAAAGAUUUUGUAUUUCAACAGGAUGGAGCAGGGUGUCACACGUCAAAAAAAGCUCUAAAAUGGAUGGAAGACUUCGGUGUUCCACUUUUGGAAUGGGUUUCUAGUAGUCCUGAUUUAUCACCAAUAGAAACAUUGUGGCAUGAGAUGAAAAAGGUACUUCGAAAACAUCCUGCAAGAACAAUACCUGAACUUAAACAAAAACUUCAAGAUAUAUGGGAUUCAUUUACACCAGAAUUUUGCCAAGGCUUAGUUAAUAACAUGCCGCAAAGAAUUUCAGCUGUAAUAAAAAAUAAAGGUGACGUUACUCAAUGGUAAACUUUAAAAUUGAUUAACGUUUGAUUCCAACUAAUUGUUUAUUUUUUUUUAAAUUUUAUAUUAAAUAAAUAUUUUAAUGUUUUCUACAUAUUUUUUAUGAUUAAACGAUAUUAAAUAUAUUUUUCAAUGAAUAAAAAUUGGAAAGUUCAUGCAAUAUUUAUAUUUUUAAUCUUUAAAUACGAAUUUCCUAAAUUUCAAUAGGUGGGCCAACUGAAAUGGGAAGGGGCUCGUAUAUUUAUUUUAACACCAAAACAUUAUUGAGUUAUGAGUGAAUAUUAUUCAAAUAAAUGUUCAAUUAUGAAUACAAC